Messenger RNA from Fusarium vanettenii 77-13-4, 1821 nucleotides. RefSeq lists its product as uncharacterized. The record is from RefSeq and is a predicted model, not a curated record. The transcript is spliced from 3 exons. NCBI's taxonomy places the organism in Eukaryota, Fungi, Ascomycota, Sordariomycetes, Hypocreales, Nectriaceae. Gene Ontology annotation, molecular function: protein binding. The annotation marks the transcript as partial.
GAAGAGGAGAAGCUGUGGCAAUGGGUCUCGCCAAUAGACCACUUCAAAACUCAAAUGGACAAAUCUCGAAGUCGAAAUCCCGAAACCAGAGCCGGCCAGUGGCUGUUGGAUUCGCCAGAGUUCGAGGACUUCCUCAGCGGACGCAGCAACAGUCUCUUCUGCCCAGGCAUACCCGGAGCCGGCAAGACAGUCCUCACAUCAGUCGUGGUGGACUAUCUACUCAAGCUGCAAAAAGACUCUGACGGCAAUGACACUGGAAAAAUCGGAGUAGCCUUCAUUUAUCUCGAUUUCAAACAGGAAUUUGAGCUAGGAAGUCUUCUCGGGAGUAUUCUCAGGCAACUGGCCGCCGAUGAUCCUUCUACUCUCGACAAACUACACAAAGAACACAGCAGCAGAUCCCAGUCGCUCCCACUCUCCAAGGCACGGGACAUUCUUCAGUCCGUCUUCCCUAGCUUUUCGAGGAUAUUCAUUGUUGUGGACGCACUUGAUGAAGCCGACCAGCACCUUUAUGACAAGCUUCUCUUAGAGAUCUUCCAUUUGCAACGAACAUAUGGAGCCAACAUCUUUGCAACCUCGAGACACAUUCCGGAUAUCGAAAGGAGAUUUGAAGGAGCCAAGAAGCUUGAGAUCCGUGCAAGUGAUGAAGAUGUGCGCAAUUACGUAGAUAGCUACAUUACCAGGUUCCCUCGCUUCGUCGCACGGAGUCCAGAGUUACAAGAGGAGACCAGGAAAGGCAUCGUCAACGCUAUCGAUGGAAUGUUUCUACUGGCAACCCUUCAUCUGGACUCAUUGAUCGGAGCCCGAUCUGUGAGAGCGUUCCGUGAUACUAUAGGAAGCCUCCCAACUGGCAUCAACGCGUACGACCACGCCUAUGGUCUUGCCCUAGAUCGAAUUGAAGGUCAAGUUCAGAACAGACGCGAUCUCGCCAUUGAAGUUCUAUCGUGGGUUGCCUAUGCAAGGGCCCAUCUCACAACUGCUCAGCUUCAACACGCUCUUGCUGUCAUUGUCGGCUCGACGCAUUUUGACGAGUCCAAUAUCCCUGACAUGAACGACGCGAUCUCUGUAUGCGCCGGUUUGGUUAUCGUAGAUCCAGGACGCGACAUUGUUCGGCUUGUUCACUACACGGCUCAAGAAUACUUUGAUCGAGAAAAGAAGAAGCGGCUACCACAUGCGCAGAGCCAUCUAACCACCGUCUGCCUCGCGUACAUUUCACUCGAUUGCGUUCAAAACAUCUCCUGGAUAUAUAGGAGCGGCCUUAGGCGGCAUCAGAAAUACCCCUUAUAUCGGUAUGCCACAGUGAGCUGGGGAUAUCAUGCUCGCGAAACAAGAGGCCACCGGGUCGUGAUGGGGCUGCUACUCACAAGAGGUCAUGUCGACGUGAACGCUCGUAAUGAAAGCCGCGAUACCGCAUUACACAUUGCUGUGUCUUACGGGGAUGUAGCUGCGGUUGAAUUACUUCUUGAUCAUGGUGCAGAUUUGAACAAACGCGGCCGCAGCCACAAAACCCCGGCUGAGCUUGCGAUCGCCAAGGAUGAUGCCGCCAUCAUCAGGCUGCUACUUGGGAAACGCGAAACCGAGCUGAACAAGGUUCGGCUACUGAGAAAAGCUGCCUCUAAGGGCUCUCUGGCUGUUAUUAGGUUCUUGAUUGACAAAUGCAAUGUGGAUGUCAAUUCAAAAGACGACCAUGGUCAAACAGUACUGUCGCUUUCUUUGCGUUGGAAACACACGGAAGUGACUAAAUUCCUUCUGGCGAAUGAUCAAGUUGACUUUAUGUCAAAGGGCCCUGAUGGUAAGUCAACCGCUCUAUUUGGCUGUGGUUAG